AUGAUAGGAUCAAUUGUAGUAUGUGCCAAUGAAUGUCGUGUUAAAAGCAAUGAUUCGGAUACUUUCAUGUCUUUGGAGUAUCUUGCACACUAUGGAAAUGUUACGGCCCAUUUGGAUGAGAAGGAAUUUACCGUUGGUGUGAGUUUUUGUCAGCCUGAUGAGUAUUCUUCGGAUGGGCUGAAGUGCGGUCCAGGGUAUAUGAUUAUUUACUAUGAAGGAUGUGGGGCUACCUUUACUUCUUCAGGAGAGCUAAGCGAAGAAAAUGGAACCAUAUUAUUUAAUCUUACAUCACAAAGCAAUUUUGUAGCAAAUAUGCAGGUGGAAUGCGAUAAAAUGGUAAACGGUUUGCAGGUAUUGGAGGCCAAUUUGACCUCAUCAAAAACUUAUUUUUUUCGUUUCGCUUCUAUGACUGUGUGUCCAGGCUAUAAAACCAAAGGUGGUGAUGAUUUUCUUUCUAAAGGUGCUAUAAUUGUUAUUGUCUCAGGAAUAGUGGGUGUCGUAAUUGCAACAGCGCUUAUAUUUCAGUGGAAGUCUAGAAGUCGCUCUGGCGAAGAUUAUACCCAACUUAUUUAG
Molecule: messenger RNA, 573 nt
Organism: Trypanosoma theileri
Lineage: Eukaryota; Euglenozoa; Kinetoplastea; Trypanosomatida; Trypanosomatidae
Exons: 1
Coding region: 1-573 (190 amino acids)
Source: RefSeq, a predicted model, not a curated record